Messenger RNA from Funneliformis geosporum, 450 nucleotides. The record is from the annotation of a GenBank genome assembly. Lineage: Eukaryota; Fungi; Glomeromycota; Glomeromycetes; Glomerales; Glomeraceae.
GCCUCUUUGGGCAUCUAAUUGGAUAGCUAGCAAACACUCAGAUAAUCAAUUUAAAUUUCGUGAUAUAAUAAAUCUUGCAAAAACCAAACUUCUUGGAAGUACUUUUAGUUGGGAUAAAGGUAAAUUUAAUAGCCAAUGGAAGAGGAUUAUCACUCUUGCAUUAAUUGCAUGCACUGCUGUGUUAUAUGUCUUUCCAGCAUCAAGCAUUACACCAGAACUUAUUAGGGCACACAUGGUUACUCUGAUUGCAAUUGAUAAAGAUUAUGAAAAUUAUAUUAUCACAUAUCCUUCUGAACUUAUACUUUCAGAGGCUUCAUUGGAACUAAUGUCAGAGGGAAAUAUUUGGAAAGAAGUUCUUCAAGAAUUAGAUUUCACUUUUCGAUCAGAUGGUAUUCUUGAUGCUGGCAGUCAAAAUGAACUUGCUGUAAGGUUAUUAUUGUUAAAUGCUUG